GUAUAAUUUGUUUUGCACUAACCGAUAAACGUUUUAGCUGUAAACAACAUUAAAAUGGUUUACUAAAAUGGCUUGUUUUAAAAUAAAUGGAAAGUUACUUGGUUUUCUUGUUGCGUGUUUGACCGUGAACAUUGUGACAGGCUGGGCCUGGUGGGAAUCUCUUGUCGCUAGUGGAAAACUCGGUUGUAAUAUCGACUCGUUCCUGACGAAUACUUCCGGAAAUAUAGGGUGGAUUUAUCAGCUGUACGGACCGCCGGUGACGUGCGGCACGAACAUUAUCGUACCACACGGUCGAUAUAUAUGCAUAAAUCCAAUACGUUCAACCGCCAUGUUUAGUAUGAGCGUAUUUGACACCGGGAUAAAAAACACGUCGUCCGUCUUGAUAGCAAGUUUACAAGACUAUUCUGAUGGCGAUACACUUGGGAUCUGCUCGGAAUCCAACUCAAUGGCGAUAGAGUUCACUGUUGAAGGCUAUCUGUCUGCAUCUUUCUUCACCCAGGAAUCAGCUUCGGGUAGUCCGCCAAGCUGUGGGGGGACAUUCGUCGAACGUAGUGGGAGUCUCAGUUCUCAAAACUAUUCGUCGUCCUUCAACGAAAACCAGGCUUGCUUGUACAUCAUUUCCGUUCCCGGUGUGCUCUCAGUGUGUCUUGAAAUAGAGUACAUACACGAUGUUAGGCUCGUUUUAGAAGUGACCGAAAUUGAGCGAUCUCACUCAAGCAGGGACUCGGCUGGAACUAAAGUGACAAGAAUUAGCAUCCGCAAGAAAGGCACAUGGUGUUCCCAAAACAACAAGUUGGUAGUGUACCAAAUGAACAGAUCAUAUUCUAAACGAGCAGGAUUUCGGGCAACUUACAGUUCAUUACUUCGCGAGGAGGCACCUAAUGAAUGGGAAGAUCUUGUCAAAAGUGGACGACUCGGCUGUCAGGACGGACAGUUGUUGACAAACACUUCCGGAAGGAUAAGGCCGAUAUAUGCGCCGUUCGGACCUGAAACGACGUGCAUGAAAUACAUAGUAGUCCCAUAUGGGCGAUACAUAUGCAUACAGCCAUUGGGUUCAUCAGUUAUAUAUAAUAUGAGCGUAUUUGAUGUCGGAAAUAACCAGUCGUCUGUCUUGAUUGCAAGUUUACAAGAUAUCGAUUCCGAAGCGGUAGGUGACCCACUUGGAAUCUGCUCGGAAACCAACACGAUGGCCAUAAAGUUCUCUGUGCAAGGCUAUUUGUCUGUCUUUUAUUUCACCCAGGAAACAGCUACACGUAGUCAGCCAAGCUGUGGGGGGACAUUUGUUGAGCGUAAUGGGACUUUCACGUCUCUAAACUAUCCGAUGUCCUACAACGAAAACCAGGUGUGCGUUUAUAACAUUUCCGUCCCCGGUGCGCGCUCACUUUGUCUGGAUAUAGAGCACUUGGAUAUUGGUGACAUGGAUACGCUCCUUUUACACGUGACUCAUCUGAGGGGUACAUGGAAGUGCGCGGACUCAUCUAGAACGUACGAGACAAGUGAAUACAUCCUGACCAGUGGCUUACAAUGUUUCGAGACUAACCAGAUGACAGUCUAUCUAUUGUCACAAUCCAAUUCAGAACCACAUCACGGAUUUCGGGCAACGUACAGAUCGUCCGUUGAAACAUUGUUUAAAUUUUGUAUAUCUGAUGAUGGUGUAAAAGCCUAAAGGUUUAAUGUCAGUUCUGUCUGAAAUACGCCUAGUGUGCAUGUAUUUUAAUAGAUAUUGCCUAAACAAAUGUAACUGAACAGAAUAGGGGUGGUAUUCAAUAUUGGUCUGAAUUGGGUCUAGGAUUGAUGAAGCGUAUUGGAUUGCAUGCUAUAAAUAACAAACCAAUACAGUGAAUGAAAUCAAUGACGUAUGACCAUAAGAUUGUCUUAAGUUGCACAUCAAAUACCACUCCUUAAGUUUAGUUUGUGUUAUGCAAGAUAUCAACUCUUCAUACAUAUGCAACAACAAGAUGUCUUACAUGUGACCAUCAAUAUCUCUGUUCUAGUCAUUAUAAUGAUUAAAAUCUAAUUAAUACAAGUACAUGGAUAUUUAUGGAAUAUUUACAUAGUGUACAUCCAUGGAAAUAUUUUGGUUAAUUGAAGAAAUAAAAAUCGAAUGAAAAAG
Molecule: messenger RNA, 2113 nt
Organism: Mya arenaria
Lineage: Eukaryota; Metazoa; Mollusca; Bivalvia; Myida; Myidae
Product: deleted in malignant brain tumors 1 protein-like
Exons: 11
Coding region: 68-1666 (532 amino acids)
Source: RefSeq, a predicted model, not a curated record